Messenger RNA from Ctenocephalides felis (cat flea), 540 nucleotides. RefSeq names its product peripherin-2-like. Gene Ontology annotation, cellular component: membrane. The transcript is spliced from 4 exons. The coding region runs from base 1 to 540 and encodes 179 amino acids. Lineage: Eukaryota; Metazoa; Arthropoda; Insecta; Siphonaptera; Pulicidae. The record is from RefSeq and is a predicted model, not a curated record.
AUGUUGAGUUAUGCCCAUGAUAUCGAAAUGAAGAGGAACGUCGAUGGAUUGCAAGUGAAACUUAAAUGUUGUGGAAAUCACAAUUAUAAUGAUUGGUUUAUGAUUCCAUGGAUCAAGACAUAUAUUGGAGGUUUGAAAUACAACAAAGAAAAGAAAAUGGUUUCCGAUGAAGUACCCUUUAGCUGUUGCUCUCCAGGAGGCGCAAAAGGUCCAUGUAUUCACCAUGGUGUUUUAACAAAAAGCCCAAUAUACAAGUAUGAUGCUCCCGAUCGCCAACACUAUUUGAACCAGGAAGGAUGCACAGAAGUUUUAACCAGGAGAAUCAGAUCAUCAUUUGCAAGAACAAAUACAAUCUGCUUUUUAAUGGCGUUUUUACUGUUUAUUUUAUGUAUUUGCGAGAGGUUUGUCCAGACAGCACACAGUGUGAAAAAAAAUCUUUUCACAGACCAAGAAAACGCCAAGAACGUAGUAUGUUGGAUUAUUGGCAAAAAGAUCCUCAAACCAUAUAAAACACAACAUGAAUUGUACGAUUCACCGUAA